Molecule: messenger RNA, 2140 nt
Organism: Macadamia integrifolia
Lineage: Eukaryota; Viridiplantae; Streptophyta; Magnoliopsida; Proteales; Proteaceae
Product: rho GTPase-activating protein 5-like
Exons: 6
Coding region: 238-1908 (556 amino acids)
Biological process (GO): signal transduction
Molecular function (GO): GTPase activator activity
Source: RefSeq, a predicted model, not a curated record
UCGUGACGUUCCCAUCUCCAAAGCUACCGUAACCGAACCCUCUCUCUCUCAACAUAUUUUAUACAAUACAAUACCCAGAUAAUCAGAACAAUAAUAUCCCAAGUUAUUUCUAGCUACAGGUCUAUUGUCUCUCUCUCUCUCUCUCUCUCUCUAGUCUCUAUGUCUCUCCUUUUCUCUCCCCCUUUGCUUCUUCUCCAAACCGAAGGCAGAGCACAGAAAAAUCACUAAUAAUGGUUAAUGAUUCUCAAGUCCAACAACCCAGAGCCCUUCCUUCAAUCCGACUCUACUGAAGAAGUAUUCGAAUCCAAAUUAUCAGUUCCUCUACGGCCCUUUUCAGUGCCAGCGAUGACGGAAGUUCUCCGCUCUCCAACUCAUUUCCCUUCUUCUCCAAGCUCUUUAUCCUGUGUGCCCACACCCAAUGAUGGCGUACGGUCGACCCAUCCCCGUUCUCGUUCACGCUCCCGCUCCCUGCCCCUUAUUAGGAAUUCUACCUCAUCUUCCGUAGUUGAGGACGAGGCUGACCGAGGUUACUGCACACAAGAAGAAGAAUACGGCGACGAAGACGAAGACGAAAGCGGGGAGCGAAGAGGGAGAGAAAGAGACAAAGAGGGAGAUCAACUGUCUCUGUUGGCUCUCUUGAUCACUGUAUUUAGGAAGUCCCUUGUGGCUUGUAGGACUACUGAGAGAAAGGAGCUUUGUUCAAUGGAGAUUGGAUGGCCGACCAACGUGCGCCAUGUUGCCCAUGUCACAUUUGAUCGCUUUAAUGGGUUCCUUGGCUUGCCCGUCGAGUUCGAACCUGAAGUUCCGAGGAGGGCUCCCAGUGCCAGUCAAAAUGUUUUUGGAGUUUCCACGGAUUCUAUGCAGAUGUCUUUUGAUUCUAGAGGGAAUAGUGUGCCAACAAUUCUUCUCCUGCUGCAGAGACGCUUGUAUGCUCAGGGAGGUCUACAGGCUGAAGGGAUUUUCAGAAUUAAUGCAGAGAACAGUCAAGAGGAAUAUGUCAGAGACCAACUGAACCGGGGAAUAGUGCCAGAUGGGAUUGAUGUCCACUGUCUGGCAGGUCUUAUUAAGGCUUGGUUUAGAGAACUUCCAACUGGGGUGCUGGAUUCUCUCUCACCUGAGCAAGUAAUGAAUUGCCAAUCUGAAGAGGAAUGUGCUCAACUUGUCCGGCUCCUUCCGCCAAUAGAAUCUGCUCUGCUGGAUUGGGCCAUCAACCUGAUGGCUGAUGUUGUCCAAGAGGAACAUCUAAACAAGAUGAAUGCACGAAAUGUUGCAAUGGUCUUUGCCCCAAACAUGACUCAGAUGGCAGAUCCUUUGACUGCAUUGAUGUAUGCGGUGCAAGUUAUGAACUUCCUGAAGACACUGAUCAUCAGGAUGCUCAAAGAAAGAGGGGACUUGAUCGUGGAGACAGAUUCUGCUACCCGCCUAGAGCCAUCUGAUGAGAAUGGUCAUCACAGCCCAUCACAGCUAUGCCUGGAGGAUCCAAACUAUGUCAAAGAAGAGACAGAGAAUAUCUUUAUUGCUGAUGAACCUGUUUUAGAAACUCCCCCAGACUCUACUGAAGAAGAUUCAAUGACCAAUGGUGGAGUUUGUAGUUUUCAAACAACUGUUGAGAAUAUCACUUCAGAUGGAAAUGGAUCUUCUGUUAAUUGCCGCUGUGAGGUUCUAGGCCGACUUGAAUCUACAAAUAAACAAGAGACAGGUGAAGUUAACAAUCUAAGGGGUGUGGGUCAAGCUAAUGCUUGCAAGAACAAAACUAGUCAAUCAAGUAGUUCAAGUCUCAGAAAAGGGUCCAGAAGGUUUAAUGGGCAGUCGGUGGUUCGGGUAGCUGGAGCAGUUGAGAAGUCGAAGGGCAUCAGCAUUAUCAGCCGCAUAAACUCAAGGACAGAGCGGGUUGAAGCAUGGCGGUGAAGGAGGUGUUUUUCAUUCUGGGGACCCAACCGAUGUGGUUGAUUUGAGUUUGUUUCAUUUGGAUAUUAAAAUGUAACUUGUUUGUGUAUGGUUCAUGUAUGUUUUAUUUGUUUCUGGUGUAGUUUCUCAACACACUUCCAUGCCAUGCCCACACUAACAUUUCUUUGUUUGCUGAAACUACAAUCCACAUGUGGGGUGGAGCCCACCGAUGGUUUUCAUGCUUCCAUCAUCA